AUGGUGUCCAUCACCAAGCUUCUGCCGCGAUUCGUGGUGAGCAGUUUUGGUCUCGCCCUCAACCUCACUUCAAGACUCGUUCAGGACACUGGCAAAGCUGGCGGAGUUUGCACCGGAAUCGAAUCCCUCAUCGGCGAUAAGGGUUACCCCCUCGAGACCCACGAGCUAGCCACAGAAGAUGGCUACCUUCUGCAGAUGCACCGAAUACCCCACGGAAGGAUGGGCUCCUGCGCUCACGUGAGCGCCUCCAAGGACCGCUGGUGCGGAGGACGCGGUCCCGUGUUCGUCAUGACGGGUCUUCUCGCUGAUUCGGCGUCCCUGGUGCUUGAUUUCCCUGACCAAUCGCUCGGAUUCGUUCUCGCCGACAAUGGCUACGACGUCUGGCUCGGCAACACACGGGGAAACACGUUCGGCAGAAGGCAUCAGACAUUGGACGUAGGAUCGAGACGGUUCUGGAACUUCACGUUCCACGAGCACGCGCUCUACGAUAUUCCCGCUCAGAUCGACUACGUGCUCAGAAACACGGGACAAAGGCGGCUCCUGUACAUCGGUCUCUCCCAAGGCACACUCAGCUUUUUCACCAUGAUGUCCGAGAGGCCCGAGUACAACGACAAGGUGAAGGCGUUCGCCGGACUCGCACCCUUCAACAAGCUGGCUCACAUCGAGGUGCCACCGCUCGCAGUAUUUGGUCCGUACGCGGAAUCGCCGCUGCGCCUCGCUCAGGCGAUGGGUGGCUACGAGAUGCUCCCGAAGGACUUCCAGCUCAUGGGCCUCGUGAGACUUCUGUGUGGCGGGGUGGCGAAGCGUGUCUGCACUUUUCUCGGCGACAGACUCAACAACGUCGGAAGCAGAUACAUCAACCUGACGCGGACGACAACCUACCUAUGUCACAUUCCGGCAGGGACGUCAACGAAAAACAUCAUACACUUUGGGCAACUUGUCGGAUCUAAACGGCCUCAGAAGUUUGACUAUGGGGCAUCGAAGAACCAGCAACUGUAUGGACAGCGGAAGCCGCCCUUGUACAACUUGUCGCGCGUGACGACGGACGUGGGAAUCUUCUGGAGCAAGGGCGACCAGUUCGUGACACCGCGAGAAGUAGACGAGCUGCGAGCCGAUCUCGGCGCUAGGGUCAAGAGGGAGGAGUACAUCGACGACCCUUUCUACACUCACCUGCACUUCUUCAUCGGCCUGGCGAGCAGGAAGUCCCUCUUCAGGAACUUGCUGGGCUUCCUGGGCGGAUAUCCGGCCGAAAAAGACGAGCCGCUGGAUGAAGACGUGGCAGCCACAACGAACGCUGUCGACACGACCCUGGCUUCUAAAAUUUGGACGAGAUAAUAAAUGAAACAGUUCUUUUCUUUCUUU
Rhipicephalus sanguineus (brown dog tick) is the source of this 1362-nucleotide messenger RNA. RefSeq names its product gastric triacylglycerol lipase. The record is from RefSeq and is a predicted model, not a curated record. Bases 1 to 1335 code for a protein of 444 amino acids. Gene Ontology annotation, molecular function: hydrolase activity, acting on ester bonds. Lineage: Eukaryota; Metazoa; Arthropoda; Arachnida; Ixodida; Ixodidae. Gene Ontology annotation, biological process: lipid metabolic process. The transcript is spliced from 9 exons.